AUGCUCCAACAUCGGACCAUGCUCUCACGCCGUGAGCAUCUGAAGGCAGUAGGGGGGUCUCUGUCUCUCAUUCGCCGGUUUUCGGCUACUCAGAUUCAGGCGAAAAACAACACAAGCUCGCCCAACUUGCUGUGUUUGUCUAUUUUCCAUAACCGGUCACUGAUCGCUAUAGCCACCCGUGGAAUAAGAAGAGACAAUGUUCCACCAGUGAAUUUGAACUUUAGAAACGCCAAUACCGAUCGACCUCGUCCCCGACGGAUAAUUGAUGCGAGAUCUCUCGCCGCGUCUCGAACCGCUGGCCAACCAGCGAAUAUUCUCAAAGGUCCCAGAGCUCGAACACUUCCGAACAGCGGCGGACCAGCACUCACUCGAAGCACCAGAAGGAUUACGAAGACAAAGCUUGCAUCCAAAGACAGGAGACAGGGCCGCCCCCAACGAUCACAGGAACUCGGGGGUGAAUCUGAGGAGUUGUAUCAUGAAGCCGCGAUCAAUUCCGUGUAUCGAGAAAUCACGGAGCAAGCCCAACCCAGGCUUAUUCGAUACAACCCCAACUCGGUUUCGUUGUCAUCGUUGAGGGAGACGUGGCCUUCAUUUCCUUCCGAUAUCCGUGCUAAUACCGCCGGCGUCGUCGAAAAGUUGUCAUUAUUCAGCGACCGCUUUGCCAAUGGCUAUGUACCGCCAUAUGAGCUGGGUAGGCGGCUAUACCAGGGGAAAUAUGUCCGCUUUGCCAGUGAACAAGAAAGGUCUGAGGCAAUUUUUGAGGCGAACAAGCUCUCCCAAAAACAUGCGGACAAGCUGUCUCAACAGAAAGGCGAUCUUGUAGAUCCAAAUCAUGUCAACUUCAGACCAAUCAACACAAAGGACCAGAAUACACUUAUUGGGUUGCUUGUCAAGGGCAUCUAUCCUAAGUCAGAAGACAAACAGGAGGACAAGUUGUCAGUCCUUGACCAGGUUUCGGAAAACCUCAGAAAUAAUGCGACGUAUCAGACGGUUGGGAAGAGUUCUACGUUCAUUACGAAGUUGGAUUCGCUUUUAGCAUCGAGUCGCCCUACGAAACGCGCUUGA
Molecule: messenger RNA, 1065 nt
Organism: Aspergillus sclerotioniger CBS 115572
Lineage: Eukaryota; Fungi; Ascomycota; Eurotiomycetes; Eurotiales; Aspergillaceae
Exons: 2
Coding region: 1-1065 (354 amino acids)
Source: RefSeq, a predicted model, not a curated record